Yamadazyma tenuis ATCC 10573 is the source of this 465-nucleotide messenger RNA. RefSeq names its product superoxide dismutase (gene SOD1). Gene Ontology annotation, biological process: superoxide metabolic process. NCBI's taxonomy places the organism in Eukaryota, Fungi, Ascomycota, Pichiomycetes, Serinales, Debaryomycetaceae. Gene Ontology annotation, molecular function: copper ion binding. The record is from RefSeq and is a predicted model, not a curated record.
AUGGUUAAAGCAGUUGCUGUAUUGAGAGGUGACGCCAAAGUCACCGGAGUGGUUCACUUUGAACAAGCCUCCGAGUCUGAACCUACCACCAUUUCCUGGGAAAUCACCGGUAACCAACCAAACGCUUUGAGAGGCUUCCACGUCCAUGCCUUUGGUGACAACACCAACGGUUGUACCUCUGCCGGUCCUCACUUCAACCCAUUCACCAAGACCCAUGGUGCCCCCGAAGACGAUGAAAGACAUGUGGGUGACUUGGGUAACAUCACCACCGACUCUGAGGGUGUUGCCAAGGGUACCAAGCAAGAUUUGUUGCUUAAGUUGAUUGGUAACAACCACAUUAUCGGAAGGAGUGUUGUUGUUCACGAUGGUGUCGAUGACUUGGGUAAGGGUGCUCACGAACUCUCCAAGACCACCGGUAACGCAGGGGGCAGAGCUGCUUGUGGAGUUAUUGGUUUAGCUAACUAA